AAGCCUCGGGGAGCCGUCGUCUCUCAUCUCCUACGGAUUCAGGGCGCAACACGACGAUGCUUGAAGGCAAAAGGAAAGGCGCUGCCGUCUACUGGGCUGUGGGCUUUAUUGUGGCGUGUUAUUUGGCACAAACGGCGAACUGUCACCAACCAAAGGAAACGGGAAAACCGAGGGGACCAACGAUACGUGUCCGAGACGGGACCAUUGUGUUCGGCAGGGGUGUUGAGUCUCACGUCGCAAACGGGAACAGGAAAGCACCGGCAAACGCUUCUGCUGUGGAGGAUGAACGGGCUUACCAAGCGGACUCUGCAGGUUUGUCAAACGGACACGCACAGGAUACCAGUCCAAGAGAAGCGUCAUGGAAGCGCAUGGCACCUUCCCUGCAGUGCAGUGGGGACAAGAUGAAGUUCAGAGCGGUGGGACCUGGAGCUUCGAAGUUUGCAGUGGAUCAAGGAAAUGCACCCCCAAUGCCUCUGUCCCAGGUCCCCUCCAGCUGUGGCUACACCAUGCAGAGGAACUCUCUUGCACUUGUGAUGCUGGUUCCAUAUGAUGGCUGCAAUAUCGUUCAACAGGGUGGAAGUUACAUGCUGCCAAUGCGCUGGCAGGGAGUCCCCCUCUCACUCUGGUGCGAUAUACCUGCUGAACAACUCCCUGCCACUACUACUCUACCUGCCACUACUCUUCCACCUGCCACUACUUCUGCUCAACCACAGGAUGCUGAACCUAUGUCUAAGUUUCCGGUCUACCCACCUUACUAUCAUUGGUAUCCUCCUGGGCCUCUGCCUACCCCUGCAGAGCCGACUACAACUCCUCCAAAAAUGACGACAAAGCCAACAACUACACAAUCUCAGGUGCCCCAGUUUCCACAUUUUCCACCAUAUGGGCCCCAGAUGCCGCAGUUUCCACCAUAUGGCCAUUAUCAGCAAUUUCCUCACUAUCAUUGGCCUCUGCCAACCCCUGCAGAGCCCAUUAUAACUACUCCAGAAAUGACGACUGAGCCGACAACUACAAAAUCUCAGGUGCUGCAGGUGCCCCACUUUCCACAGUUGCCAAAGUUUCCACCAUACGGGCACCAAAUGCCGUACCUUCCACCAUAUGGGCCCCAGAUGCCGCAGUUUCCACCAUACGGACCUUUUCAGAAACUGUCUCUGCCCACCCCUGCAGAGCCCAUUAUAACUACUCCAGAAAUGACGACUGAGCCGACAACUACAAAAUCUCAGGUGCUGCAGGUGCCCCACUUUCCACAGUUUCCACAGUUUCCACCAUACGGGCACCAAAUGCCACAGUUUCCACUAUACAGGCCUUUUCAGAAAUUGCCUCUGCCAACCCCUGCAGAGCCCACUAUAACUACUGCUGAAAUGACGACUGAGCCCACAACUUCACAAUCUCAGGUGAUGCAGGUGCCGUACCUUCCACCAUACGGGCACCAGAUGCCGCAGUUUCCACCAUACGGGCACCAGAUGCCGCAGUUUCCACCAUACGGGCACCAGAUGCCGCAGUUUCCACCAUACGGGCACCAGAUGCCGCAGUUUCCACCAUACGGACCUUUUCAGAAACUGCCUCUGCCAACCCCUGCAGAGCCCAUUAUAACUACUCCAGAAAUGACGACUAAGCCCACAACUACACAAUCUCAGGUGCCGCAGGUGCCCCACUUUCCACAGUUGCCAAAGUUUCCACGUUUUCCACCAUAUGGGCCCCAGAUACCACAUUUUCCACCAUACGGGCCCGCAAAGCCGCAGAUUUCCUAUGGACAUUUUCCUCCCCAUCCUUAUCAGUUUAUCCCUACAUCUGCCCCAAAAUAUCCAACCUCUAAGCCAGAGACUACCAAUGUGACACCAGCACCGACUACAAAAACGACGACCACAAAAGGGAAAACGGAAGACUUACUGACUCCAGCGGCGCAAAAUCCAUCAAAUGUUAAACUCCAUUUUCCAGUAUUGCAGUUUCCUUUUAUGUAUGCACCCCCUCCAGGCUACAAUAAAAUGGUUUGAAUAAAAA
Messenger RNA from Platichthys flesus (European flounder), 1998 nucleotides. RefSeq names its product adhesive plaque matrix protein-like. Bases 57 to 1991 code for a protein of 644 amino acids. NCBI's taxonomy places the organism in Eukaryota, Metazoa, Chordata, Actinopteri, Pleuronectiformes, Pleuronectidae. The transcript has 4 exons. The record is from RefSeq and is a predicted model, not a curated record.